Molecule: messenger RNA, 2793 nt
Organism: Cyprinodon variegatus (sheepshead minnow)
Lineage: Eukaryota; Metazoa; Chordata; Actinopteri; Cyprinodontiformes; Cyprinodontidae
Gene: manba
Product: mannosidase, beta A, lysosomal
Exons: 17
Coding region: 1-2658 (885 amino acids)
Biological process (GO): glycoprotein catabolic process; carbohydrate metabolic process
Molecular function (GO): beta-mannosidase activity
Source: RefSeq, a predicted model, not a curated record
AUGGCGCAGGUUGUGGCUCCUCUGAGCUGGGGUUUGCUUUGGUUGUGUUUCGGCGUCCUGUCGGCCUCCGAGCAGCUUCUGGAGCAGAGUCUGAACGGAAAAUGGAGGCUUUCAAACUCCAACAGGUCGCUGGUUCUGCCUGCAGAGGUACCGGGCUGUGUCCACUCAGCCCUGCAGCAGCAGCAACACAUCCAGGACCCAUAUUUCCGGUUUAAUGACUUGUUAUACCAGUGGAUUGCUCUGGACAACUGGACAUAUUCAACCACAUUUGCUGUUUCUACCCAGAUAAAAGUCAAACAGAAAGUGCUUCUCAUCUUUGAUGGCGUGGACACAGUCGCAUCCGUUUCUCUUAACGGUAUCGUUCUCGGAAAGACUGAUAACAUGUUUCGCCGAUACGACUUUUCAGUCCGAGAUCAGCUGAAAGUCGGUGAUAACGUGCUGGAAGUCAGCUUCCUUUCACCGGUUCUCUACGCCUCGGAGCGGAGGAAAGCUCACUCUUCCUAUGUCGUCCCACCUGAAUGUCCUCCAGAUGUCCAGAAAGGGGAAUGUCAUGUUAAUUUUAUUAGAAAAGAGCAGAGCUCCUUCAGUUGGGACUGGGGACCUUCCUUCCCGACUGUGGGCCUUUGGAAAGGCGUUCGAUUGGAAGCGUUUGACAUCCUGCAGCUUAUCCAGUUAUCCGCUCUUCCUCUCUACAAUCACAGCUGCUCUCAGUGGAGGCUGCAGGUUGAGUUUCUUGUUGAUGUAGUCCGGACAUUCAACUGCAAAAUAGAGCUUUCUAUACCCGAGCUGGGGUUGAAUCAGACUUUUCAGACUCAGUUUGUCCAGGGAAGAUUAAACUACAACUUCACCUUAAACAUAAAUCAGAACAGAGAAGUGAAGCUGUGGUGGCCCCGUGGACAUGGCGAUCAGCCUUCUUACCUUCUCAAAGUGCGGGGAUUUCUGGAGACGUUUUUGAUCCUGAGUAAAGAAUCCAAGGUGUUUUUUCGUACUGUGGAGCUCCUCCAGGAACCAGUAGCUGGAUCUCCUGGUUUGAGUUUCUAUUUCCGCAUCAACGGCAGGCCGGUUUUCCUCAAAGGAUCCAACUGGAUCCCGGCUCACUCCUUCCAGGACCAAGUGAUUCCAUUGAGCUUAAGGAACUUGUUGCAGUCGGCUGCAGACGCUAACAUGAACGCCCUCAGGGUCUGGGGAGGAGGAGUGUAUGAGCAGGACCUGUUCUAUGACAUCUGUGAUCAGCUGGGGAUCAUGGUUUGGCAGGACUUUAUGUUCGCCUGUGCCAUGUAUCCCACUGAGGAGGACUUCAUUCAGACGGUGAGGGAAGAGGUCGCCCAGCAGGUCCGGCGCCUGAAGUCUCAUCCUUCGAUAAUAAUUUGGAGUGGAAACAAUGAAAACGAAGCUGCCUUGGCAACAAACUGGUUCAACAUCCCAGCUUCCCUAAAGCCCAAAUACCUCAAAGACUUUGUGACCCUUUAUGUGGAUAACAUAAGGCAGAUGGUGCAGGAGAUGGACCAGAGUCGUCCGUUCCUCGUCUCCAGUCCAACCAACGGGGCAGAAUCAGAGCAGGAGGGCUGGGUGGCAGCAAACCCGUAUGAUCCUCGCUACGGAGACGUUCAUUUCUACAGCUAUGUCCACGACUGCUGGGACUGGAAAGCCUUCCCCAGGACACGCUUUGCCUCUGAAUAUGGCUUCCAGUCCUGGCCUUCUUUCUCUACUUUGCAGCCGGUUUCUGUCCAAGAAGACUGGAGCUACAGCAGUGAUUUCACAUCCCAUCGUCAGCAUCAUGAGGAUGGAAACCAGCAGAUGCUGCAGCAGGCUGCUCUUCACUUCAUCCUGCCGAACUCCACGGACCCACUGAAGAGAUUCACGGACUCUCUUUACAUCACUCAGGUCAUGCAGGCCGAGUGUGUGAAGGCUCAGACGGAGUUUUAUCGGAGAAGUCGAAGCGAAAUGAUUGAGGGCAAAGGUCACACUAUGGGUGCUCUCUACUGGCAGCUCAACGAUAUCUGGCAGGCACCCUCCUGGUCUUCAAUCGAGUUUGGUGGGAAGUGGAAAAUGUUGCAUUACUUUGCUGAGAACUUCUUUGCGGCUGUCCUUCCUGUGGGUUUUGAAGACGACGACACACUGUUCAUCUACGCCGUCUCAGAUCUGAAUCAUGACCUGAAGCUCAAAGCUGUGGUCACUGUGCACUCCUGGUCUGACCUGGAUUCAGUUUGCACGAGAGCCUCAGACCUACAGCCUGUGCCUAGAGGCAGUGCUGUGGCCAUCUUUGAACAGUCUGUCACCGCCCUGCUGGCCGGAUGUGGCCGCUGCAGCCGCCUCACCUGCCUGCUCACCUUCCACCUGCAAGACGAAGAUGGUGUCCAGCUGGGACCAACCAACCGCCACUUCCUCUGUUCACCCAGAGAUGCUCAGGGGUUGCAGAGACCCAACAUCACCGCAAAGGUUCAACAGGACAAGUCGGGCUUCACGGUGACCCUUAACUCUGCCGCCGUGGCUCCCUUCGUCUGGCUGGACGUGGGAAAUGUCCCCGGUCGUUUUAGCUCUAACGGCUUCCUAAUGGUCACAAGAAACGCUACCAUCAAGUUUGAGGCCUGGUGUCCCACCAGCGUAGAAGAACUGUCCAGAUCCCUGAGGGUGACAACGUUAAUGGACGUUUACUGAUCUGAGUUGGAUGUUUGUGGCGACUGAAGACCAAAUGGACUCCAGCACAGCUUUGGUCUUAGCUCCCAUCUGUUUGUUUAAGAAAUCUCACCCUUGUGUUGAAUGGUUUUUGAUAAAUAAAGUUAAUAAAACCUG